CAUAGUACACCCCUCAAGCAUUUCUCCAUGGCCCACGUCGCUCUCUUGACCACUCGACCUUGAAGGGACUAUCGCGUGGCAAUGCCCACCCGACAAUCGAACUACCAGUCUACUAGAUAACGAAACGUGGCACCGGCACAGAACUGCAUAUGCAUAUAUACUGCACUGAUCCAUGCCUAGUCGAGAAAAAUCGGCAGUCUCCCGCUCAUCUUCUUGCUUUGACAUUUACUUAAGGCCUUCUGCGGUCUCUUUGCGGUGUCCUUUCCCUGGUUCUGCCUUUUCAAAUCUCUUGUACAAGUCGCGUUCAAACUCUUGGUUUUAAUACACGGCCCAAGAUGUCGGUUACAGAUGUUCACGAGAGACUUCCUCCCGGAACCCAGAGAAUCGAGGACUCGAUUGGGUCCAAGAUUCUCCUGGCACCUCAGCCCAAUGCCGACCCAAACCAGCCUCUGAAUUGGUCCACAUUCCGGAAAAGUGUCCACAUGGCGAUUCUCUGCUUCUACGCACUCAUGGUGUUCGCAACACUCUGUAUCAUGGUUCCCCUCUGGCAAGACCUGAAUGAAGAUCUCGGCUUCAGCUAUGACACCUUGAACAACGGCUAUGCGGCCAACAUGGCUGGCUUAUCCGUUGGCUGUCUCAUCUUCAUUCCCAUGGCCCUCAAAUUUGGCAGACGUCCAGUCUAUAUCGCGACUGCCAUAGUCAUGCUCGCCACCGUUACAUGGCAGGCUAAGAUGAACACCGCUGCAGACAUGAUCGCUUCCUACGUCAUUAUGGGCAUGGCUGGUGCGGUCAAUGAGGCUCUGUUCCAAGUCACCGUUGCAGAUCUCUUCUUUGUUCACCAGCGAGGAACCAUGAACGGCAUUUAUCUCUCAGUGGUGCUUAUCGGAAAUUAUUUUGGACCCGUGGCCGGCGGCUACGUGGCCAUCUCUUCUCAGGGAUGGCGCUGGGCGCUUUGGUAUUGCGUCAUCUUCGAUGCCAUUCUUGUGCUCGCUUUGAUCUUCUUCCUCGAGGAAUCAAAGUAUACUCCCUUGGUUGUUCAAGGCGAAGAGGUCCCCACCCCAUCAUCCUCCUCCAAAGACGAGACUCUCUCCAAGGUUCCAAGUGCCACUAAGCCGCAACUGGGUUCUGUUAAUGUUGAUGCCACCGAUGCCGCUCAGAACGAACGUCGACGGCUGGUUGAUAUUGACUACAGCAUUCCAAUGAACCCGAUCUCCAAACGUUAUGCAUUAUGGAGUCUGGAGAAGCAAGCCUCGGGGGAAAAAAGAAACAUUUGGCUCCAUGUCUAUCAGCCCUUCCAGCUUCUUGCCACUUUCCCAGCAAUCAUGUUCACAGCACUGCAGUACGGGUUCCUGAUUGCCAUGCUUGCCAUCCUCGCCGUCACACAAGCAACCUUGUACCCAUAUGAGCCUUAUGAGUUCAGUGCAGCAGGCGUUGGCAACAUGAACAUCCCACCUGCAAUUGGCGCUAUUCUGGGCAGCAUCUUCGGUGGGCCAUUGAAUGAUUACUUCAUUGUGCAAGUAGCCAAACGCCGCAAGGGUAUCUACGAGCCUGAGACCAGACUGUGGUUGUUCCUUGUUCCCGGCGCCUGCAUGCCUAUCGGACUGUUCAUGUUUGGUCUGACCAUUUCUCAGGUGCCUUUUUAUCAUAUCUGGCGCUAAAGUCAUAUGCUAACCAGCUGAUAGGGCAUGGCAUGGCAAAUCAAUGCCGUAGGAGCAGGCUUUAUUGGUGCUGCUAUUGGUGGAUGCGGUGAUAUCUCUUUGACCUACUGCCAGGAUUGCUACCAAUACAUCCUCGGUGAUGCGCUCACCUCUGUCGUCUUCGUCCGCAAUAUCAUCUCGACUGCCCUAGUGUUUGCACUGACCCCCUGGAUGGAGGGUAUGGGCGUGUACAACAUGUUUGUCUUGUUGGGAUGUUUGGCAAUUGCAGUCGCGUUGACUUGUGUGCCAUUGAUCAUUUGGGGUCGCCAAUGGCGCAAGAAGCUGGCUCCCAAAUACGAAUACUAUGCUGCGAAGCAGUACUAGUGCACUGCUCAGUGUGCCUGGCUAUCUCCCCAGGUCAUCACCAAUACAUAUACAAUAGACUGAAAAAGAUCUAAUGACAUUAAGUUAUACGAAGC
This is a messenger RNA of Exophiala mesophila, 2116 nucleotides long. RefSeq lists its product as hypothetical. Gene Ontology annotation, biological process: transmembrane transport. The record is from RefSeq and is a predicted model, not a curated record. The transcript has 6 exons. Gene Ontology annotation, molecular function: transmembrane transporter activity. The coding region runs from base 336 to 1658 and encodes 440 amino acids. Lineage: Eukaryota; Fungi; Ascomycota; Eurotiomycetes; Chaetothyriales; Herpotrichiellaceae.